This is a messenger RNA of Phycomyces blakesleeanus NRRL 1555(-), 1056 nucleotides long. RefSeq lists its product as hypothetical. NCBI's taxonomy places the organism in Eukaryota, Fungi, Mucoromycota, Mucoromycetes, Mucorales, Phycomycetaceae. The transcript has 5 exons. The coding region runs from base 1 to 1056 and encodes 351 amino acids. The record is from RefSeq and is a predicted model, not a curated record.
AUGUCUUUGUCUUAUUAUCUGUGUGCUCUAUUUGAAUCUAUAAUUAUGUUGGAUACAACAAAGCAAUACAUCAACAACCCUGAAGUAGUUUUAAUUUGUAUGACCAAAGAUCAUACCAACCAUGUUUCUGGUGACGCUUCAGAAAUUAGAACAUUGCCUUUACCUUCUGAGGCCAUCAAAAUUAUUGAAGAUCAGUUAAAAGGGACAGCAUCUCAUAAUAUAGACAGCAAAGUAAAGCUUGAUGCUUCAUAUACAUCAAAACAACUUGGCAAAUACAAGUAUGAGCUCAAGGCCAAUCUCAAAAAUAUACUUAUUGAAUCAGAUGAGGAUGAAUUUUUGAGAAAAAUCCAGGAAAGAAUUGUUGAGAAGAUGGGAAGGCCAUAUGUUGCAAAUGACUACCAAAGAUAUUUGACAAACAAUUACAUUGAAUCGUGGCACAAUCAAUUGAAAACAAUAUACUUUGACCGUACUCGCAUAAGACAAUUGAACUGUCUUGUCUUUAUUUUGAUAAAUGAUAUGGAGUUCUUUUAUGACAAAGAAGUGGAACGAAUCCACAUACAAAAUGAACAAAUAGGUCCAAUAGAAAAUGAACUUGCUCAACACUAUUUUUCUGCCAAUACCAUACAAGAUGACAUGCUCUCUUUCAUGAUCAUUAAUCCUCUUAAUGAGAUUGGCAAUAGCAUAGAGGACUCUAACGGCAAGUGGACAGUAAAAUCAUUUACAGCUCAAAGGGAAAACAACUACCUCCAACUGCAAAGAUUGCUUGCAUCUGAGCAUGAAGUGACAGUUGUUAAUAAGAAAGUUGAAAAUGAAACAAACACAGUUGUUGUAAGUGGUAGAAACAAUUCUGUUUGGUUGCAAAGAAUCAUGGCCCAGAAUAUAACACUUCAUCAUCAAACAGAAGACUUAGAGCAGUUGAUGGAUGUUCUAGGAAUUGAUGAAGCCAAAUUACAAGUGAUUAGUGGUUUACUUGGGGAAAUUCCAAAAGAAACAACAAAAGUAAAAGCUGUCACUGCUUCUACACAUCCUUAUAAUUUAAAGCCCCUUGUGACAUAA